AUGAAGUUCUCAACUAUAUUUGCAUCCAUUUCCAUAGUCACAAUUGCAGCAUCUAAACCAAUCUUGACUCCAAGAUCAGAUCCUUUGGGAUUAGAUGUAACCCCAAGAGAUUUAACAGAUUUAUAUCAAGAUAUUCAAGAUAGAGAUUUAUUGACAUACGCUGAAGAGUUAGCCUCAUCAAUCAAUCUUACUUCAAUCAUUGAUUCAAUUGAUUUUGAAGGAAUAGCAGGUUGGGCAAAUAAUUUAUUAACAGAAGAUGAUAAUGUUAAAUAUUUGGAUUAUAUUUUGGAAUUUAUUGGUACAACUAAUUUGGUUCCAGCCGCAAUAAGUUAUAUAGUCAGUAAUAAUUCAACAAGAAGUAUUGCAGGUGAUGCUGUUGUUGGAUUAUUAGGAGUUGCUGGUCAAUUUGAUAUAACUCCUGUUUUUGUUGCAUUAAAAAAUUCAGGUUUACUUUAUACUUUAAUUGCUGAUUUAAUAGAAAACCCAAAUACUUUACCUUUUGUUAUUCAAGUUGUUAAAGACACUUUAGCUGGCACAAGUUUUGGUAAUAUUGUUAAUGGUAUUGGUGGUAGUGGAAGUACUACUAUUCAAGUUUCUGGAGCUGUUGGAAAUACCGCUGCUCUUACACUUGCCACUGGUUCACUUUCAAAUUUGGGUAGUUUAUCAAGUUUGGGUUCUAGUUUAAGUUCAUUUGCUACUGCUGCUAUAUCAAAUAUAAACACAAAUGGUGGAUCAGCUAAUGGUGGUGCUGGUGGUGUUACUUUUGGUAUUCCUCAAGGAUCAGUUGAUGUCAGUAAUAUUAAUACUGCUUCAAUUGCCGCAUUAAUUUCAGCUGCUGCUGCUCAAGAAAGUGGUAACACUCAGUUAACACUUAAUGCUGCUGGUACUACAACUACUAGAGCUCAAGCUCAAUCUACACAAGUUGCUCCUGCAACUACUCAAGCUCCUGCUGCUACUACUGCUGCUGCUGCUAACGGAAACGGUGGUGUUACAUCAUAUGAUUUCAGAACUAUUCAAGGUCCAGCUUUCCAAUCACUUCCACCAUCACAAUUUGGUAUUGGAGCUACUACAAUCAACUAUUCAGCAUUAGCUCAAGUCACUGCUGCUCUCGGUGGAGGUGGUUCUAAAAAAAGAGAUGAUUUUGUCGAAGAAGUUUUACAAGCUAUGAAACAAAAAAGACAAGAAACAGAUGAAGUAGCAAUUGCUUUACAAAACAUGAAAAGAGAUAAUAUUGAAGAUUUAUUAACUACUAUUUUUUCAUCAAUUACAAGAUCAGGUUUACUUAAUGAAACUAUUCAAUAUUUAGUUACGGAUGAUCAAUUUGAAGGAGCAGUCGUUCAAAUUUUAACUGGUGUUUUUGCAAACAUUGGUUCAACUUUAUCAGGUGCUUUAAAUACCGACUGGUCUAAACUUGUUCCAUUAGUCAACUCAUUAUUAAACUCAGGAUUAUUAACAGACAUUAUCACUAGAGCUUUUAAUGAUCAAGAUUUGAAAAAUGCUUUAUAUAGAGAUUUACAACAAAUUUUCAAAAGAGAUUUAGAAUUAACUGAAUUACAAUUAAGAGAUUUAAAAUUCAUUGCUAGAGAUCAAUUUGCUAACUCAUCUGUAUCAAUUUCAACAGUUACUCAAUCAACCAUUCACAAUGCCACUAAUUCUUCAAGUGUUGUCACAGUUAAUGGUGCUAUUCCAAACACAAAUAAAUUUGCACCAAUGGCGCUUGCAGCUAUCGGAUUAUCCGCAUUAAUCUUAUAA
Molecule: messenger RNA, 1752 nt
Organism: Lodderomyces pseudojiufengensis
Lineage: Eukaryota; Fungi; Ascomycota; Pichiomycetes; Serinales; Debaryomycetaceae
Gene: PGA17
Product: Pga17p
Exons: 1
Coding region: 1-1752 (583 amino acids)
Source: RefSeq, a predicted model, not a curated record